UGUGGAUUGUAAUAUAUUAUGGAAGAUUAUGUAAAUUUAUUAUAAAUAUUUAUAUAAAAUUGAAAAUAUGAGUUUUGUAUAAUUAAAUGAUUAGAAAGUAUAACUUAAUAGGUUUGUACAUUAUACACAUUGUUACGGGGACUUGAGAAUGUGAUGAACCCAAAGAUAACUAAGGAUGUAGCGAAAACCCUGUCUGAACUAGUCUCAAUAAGGAACGCAGAGUCUUUUCCAAGGUAUCAGAAGCCCUUUGUAGAUUAUUUAAGACUGAAGUGCGUGGGCGGAGCAGGAGGAAGCCCAGUAGAGAAUCAGAAAAGGUCCAAGAAAUUAAAUGGGCCAGGGUAUGGAGGACAUGGCGGAAGUGUAUAUUUUAAAGCAACACACCUAGUUAAUGAUUUUAUACACAUGGAGAGUGUAAUAAAGGGGAAGAGUGGUGGAGAUGCUCAUGGAACUAGCAGAGGGCUCCAUGCAUCAGAUACAAUAGUAAAUAUACCGUUAGGGUCGAUAUUAAGAAAAAGAGUCAGAAGAGAUGAUAGAACUCGAUGCAUAUUCUGGCACCAGUUUCUAAACCCAGAUGAGACUCUAUUGGUAGCUCGUGGAGGUAGAGGAGGACUAGGUCCGUCGUGUUUUAAGAAACAUGACAAUAGACUAGCUGAAGUGGGAGAAUCAAUAAACCUAGAACUAGAACUGAGACUGUUUAACGACGUUGCAUUCAUUGGACUACCAAAUAGUGGAAAAACUUCACUAAUUAGCUCACUUACAAGUUACAUGACUAGGAUAGGGCCAGAGGAAGGCUCUACAACAAGACCUCACAUCGCAUUAAUAAAGUUUUUGGAUGGAGUUGAUAUACGAGUGAUGGACUUGCCUCCACUGUCUCAGAAUACUGAUAAGGACAUGGUGAAGAAGAUCACAAGGCAUAUUUAUAGGUCAAAAAUAAUAGCUUAUGUUAUAAGUGCAGCUGAAGAUGGAGACCACAUGGAAACUCUAAGGUCUCUAAGGGAAAUAGUCUCCAGUUCAAAGACUUUCGACGAUUCUAAGCUUGAGAUGGUCAUCAUGACCAAGUGUGAUAUGAUACACAGGAAUUCUCUCUUCAAUUUGGACAGUUUGUACUAUAAAUUACUGGAUUCUGACCCUGAAAUUCAGGUGGUUGCCACUUCUGCAACACAUAGACUUGGUCUCGAAAGGUGUGUAAGGACCAUUCGAGACUUGCUAUACCCACAACAUAUAACAUAUACUAAGCGUGAAUUAGUUGAAAGCUAUGAAAUUAAACUUUUAACACCUUAAUGUUUUAAUAUUUUUAAAACACACUAGCC
Messenger RNA from Theileria parva strain Muguga, 1310 nucleotides. RefSeq lists its product as uncharacterized. Lineage: Eukaryota; Apicomplexa; Aconoidasida; Piroplasmida; Theileriidae. The transcript is spliced from 2 exons. Gene Ontology annotation, molecular function: GTPase activity; GTP binding. Gene Ontology annotation, cellular component: mitochondrion. The record is from RefSeq and is a predicted model, not a curated record. The coding region runs from base 154 to 1281 and encodes 375 amino acids.